CCUCCCCUCCACGGCCCCGCCUUUUCGAGGGUUGGGGCCAGAAGUGACGCUCGGGCUGAGCGGCCACAACAGUUUUCCACGUGCGCGUAGGGCGCGAGAGUCAUGUGGGGAGGCGAGAGCCAAUGAGGAAGCGUUUCGUGUAGGUCUUCUCCUGAGGUGGUGGUUCCUGCGGAGGCCUCCCGCCAGAAGGGAGCGGGCUGAGGGAGUCAGCGGCGGCCGCGGGAGCGCGAGGUCCGUGUGCUAGCGGCAGCGGGGCGCGCGCCAGCUCCGGGAGGCCGGGGUGAGGGGCCGAGCCCGAGCAGCCGAACCAAGCCGGUCGUCAGCGUCGCCGGCGCCUCCGCUCUGUGGAGAAGCCCCGGCAGCCUGAGGGUGCGGGUUAUUAGAAAUGGCUACUCCCCAGUCAGUUUUCAUCUUCGCAAUCUACAUUUUAAUGAUAACAGAAUUAAUUCUGGCCUCAAAAAGCUAUUAUGAUAUCUUAGGUGUGCCAAAAUCAGCAUCAGAGCGCCAAAUCAAGAAGGCCUUUCACAAGUUGGCCAUGAAGUACCACCCUGACAAAAAUAAGAGCCCUGAUGCUGAAGCAAAAUUCAGAGAGAUUGCAGAAGCAUAUGAAACACUCUCAGAUGCUAAUAGGCGAAAAGAGUAUGAUACACUUGGACAUAGUGCUUUUACUAAUGGUAAAGGACAAAGAGGUAGUGGAAGUCCUUUUGAGCAAUCAUUUAACUUUAAUUUUGAUGACUUAUUUAAAGACUUUGGCUUUUUUGGUGAAAACCAAAACACUCGGUCCAAGAAGCAUUUCGAAAAUCAUUUCCAGACACGCCAGGAUGGUUCCAGUAGACAAAGGCAUCAUUUCCAGGAGUUUUCUUUUGGAGGUGGACUGUUUGAUGACAUGUUUGAAGAUAUGGAGAAAAUGUUUUCUUUCAGUGGUUUUGACACCACCAAUCGGCACACAGUACAGACUGAAAAUAGAUUCCAUGGAUCUAGCAAGCACUGCAGGACUGUCACUCAACGAAGAGGAAAUAUGGUUACUACAUACACUGACUGUUCAGGACAGUAAUUCCAUUUUUUUCUCUGUUCUCAGUAAACGCAACUAGUUGACCCUUAAUAUCUUUGAUGCAAAACAAUUUUCUGUGAACUAUUUUGACAAGUGCAUGAUUUCACUUUAAACAACUUGACAUAGCUAUUAAAUAUAUUUAAGUUGUUUUUAACAAAUUCAGCAACAUUCAACUAGUAGGCAAAAUGCUAAAUUAUUAAUUUCCCUGAUUAGGAAAGAUUCUUUAAAAAAAAGAUGUAGUUCUGCCUAGUCCUUUUUCUCUAUGUGCCCUUGAGCUCACUAAUGUGGCUAGUUUUAUUACCAAGAACAGAUUGCGUUUGCCUGAUAUAUAUUUAAAGAUUAAAACUUUAAAAAGUUAUUGUAGACUUAAAUUGUGUGAACUUGAAUGAUUUUUGCAGUGAAACCUUUACUAAUGUAAAAUUGCAUGCUCUGUAGCAGCUGUGACUUGGGUUGCUAAAUGUACAUGAAACUGUAAUUGAGUUAUUCAGCAAAGGAGAACAGUAUCUUGGUUAAUUGCCACUGAAAGCUUUAGAAAGGGAUGGUUUGAUAUUUAACACAGAACCAUACUUUUCUACAGUGAAAUUGGGGUAAAAAAUGAUUUUAUUGCUUAGAGUCUUUUGGGCUGGAAAAAAGUUGAAAACUUAUGAAAUAUUGCCAAGAGAUUGUUAUGUGUUUGGUCCCUGGCUAAAAAUAAUUUUGUAGUGUUGAAAUCAUAGCUACUUAUACAUCUUUCACAUUUCUUUCUUAGUUGUUGGCACUCUAGGUUUUACCAUGGGUUGUUUUUUUUUUUUUUGUGUGUGUGUGUGUAGUUCCUCUUUGUACUUACCUUUAUCUAGAGAUUGACUAAUACCUCAUUCUGUUUGUAAAACCAGCCAGUAAUUUCUGUGCAACCUUAUUAUGUGCAAUAUUUUUAAAUCCUAAGAAAUGUGUGCUUUUGUUUUCAGAUAGACUUAAUUUUCUUUAGUUCUGCACCUUUCCACAUUAUACUCCGUACGAGUAUUAAUCCUAUGGAUACAUAUUAAAACUAGUAAAUGUCUCAUACAACAUUGUAUGUGAGAGGAAUAUAAAUAUUUACAACCUGA
Molecule: messenger RNA, 2133 nt
Organism: Microcebus murinus (gray mouse lemur)
Lineage: Eukaryota; Metazoa; Chordata; Mammalia; Primates; Cheirogaleidae
Gene: DNAJB9
Product: DnaJ heat shock protein family (Hsp40) member B9
Biological process (GO): ERAD pathway
Cellular component (GO): endoplasmic reticulum
Molecular function (GO): protein-folding chaperone binding; misfolded protein binding
Source: RefSeq, a predicted model, not a curated record